Messenger RNA from Sphaeramia orbicularis (orbiculate cardinalfish), 2468 nucleotides. It is a transcript of the gene get3, whose product is annotated as guided entry of tail-anchored proteins factor 3, ATPase. Gene Ontology annotation, biological process: tail-anchored membrane protein insertion into ER membrane. The record is from RefSeq and is a predicted model, not a curated record. The coding region runs from base 37 to 1062 and encodes 341 amino acids. Gene Ontology annotation, cellular component: GET complex. The transcript is spliced from 7 exons. Gene Ontology annotation, molecular function: ATP binding; ATP hydrolysis activity. NCBI's taxonomy places the organism in Eukaryota, Metazoa, Chordata, Actinopteri, Kurtiformes, Apogonidae.
GCAGCGCGGUACAUUCCAGCCUUGUACACAGACAAGAUGGCAGCCUCAUUGGAAGACGAAUUCGAAGAUGCACCUGAUGUAGAGCCAUUAGAACCGACGCUAAAAAAUAUAAUCGAACAGAAAUCUCUGAAAUGGAUAUUUGUGGGGGGAAAGGGUGGUGUCGGUAAAACGACAUGUAGCUGUAGUUUGGCUGUUCAGCUCGCUGCAGUCAGAGAAAGCGUCCUCAUCAUUUCCACAGAUCCUGCUCACAACAUCUCUGAUGCUUUUGAUCAGAAGUUCUCAAAGGUGCCGACUAAGGUCAAGGGCUAUGACAACCUCUUUGCAAUGGAGAUUGACCCAAGUCUGGGAGUGGCAGAGCUGCCGGAUGAGUUCUUUGAGGAGGAUAACAUGCUCAGCAUGGGGAAGAAGAUGAUGCAGGAGGCAAUGAGUGCUUUCCCUGGCAUCGAUGAAGCCAUGAGCUACGCAGAGGUCAUGAGGUUAGUUAAAGGGAUGAACUUCUCAGUGGUGGUGUUCGACACUGCCCCGACUGGCCAUACACUGAGACUGCUCAACUUUCCUACCAUAGUAGAACGCGGCCUGGGCCGCCUCAUGCAGAUCAAAAAUCAGAUCAGCCCUUUCAUCUCUCAGAUGUGUAACAUGCUUGGUCUGGGUGACAUGAAUGCAGAUCAACUCGCCUCAAAGCUUGAGGAGACCCUACCAGUCAUCCGCUCAGUGAGCGAACAGUUCAAAGAUCCUGAACAGACCACCUUCAUCUGUGUGUGUAUCGCUGAGUUCCUGUCCCUUUAUGAGACGGAGCGUCUGAUCCAGGAGCUGGCCAAGUGCCGAAUUGACACACACAACAUAAUCGUCAACCAGCUUGUUUUCCCCGACACCGAGAGGCCGUGUAAAAUGUGUGAAGCCCGACAUAAAAUUCAGUCCAAGUAUUUAGAUCAGAUGGAGGACCUUUAUGAAGACUUCCACAUAGUCAAGCUACCACUGCUGCCCCAUGAAGUCAGAGGCGCUGACAAGGUCAACACAUUCUCUAAGCAACUUCUGGAACCCUACAAACCCCCAAACAAGUGAUUUCCCUCAUUGCAGGACCUCCUCUUCCUCUUUCUCCUCUUCUUCCCCCUCCUCUCCUCCCCUCUUCAGACCACACAUCUCUACAGUGUGAACUCACCUCCUCUCAGCUCCCCCCCAGAACGAACCUCAACCUCAAACCAGAACCCCCUCAGCCCUGUCAUCUGAAACAGAGCGUGCUCACCGGUGCAAAAAGGUGCACGCUUGUCAAGAAGGGGAGCUGAUGAAAUCCUAAACACACAUCCAUAUUGUUAAAGAGAUACAGCAGUACAUGAUUGUACUUUCGUUACUUUCACUUCAUGUUCUGUUCAUUCAUAUCCUCUGUGUGGCAGUCAUACUAUUUCCACAUAAAAGCAUUUUACUCUCUCCUGAAGACAAACCUCUUCUCCUGCAUCCUUUUGCGAUUUCCAGCCUCAGAUGUUUUCCAGUGACGAUGCUGUGGAUGUAACGGCUUUCAGGUGGUUUGAUGUGUACGCCUUGGUAAUUCUGUGUUGUUUGAUGGCUGUGUCUGUUCUUCAGUUUGAUUUAAAAUCUGAUUUCCUCCCUUGAAACGGUCUGGAAUUUCAAUACAAAUUCAGGCUGUGACGGCAAGGCAGUUAAAAACACUAUGACCUUGAAUAAAAGAAAUGGAGUGGCCUUUGGUCUUCAGUAAAAAAAUUUUUGACAAGGCUGUCUUUUUUUUUUUUUUUUUUUUUUCCUCCAAGACUACAAAAUCAGAUUGAAGUACAUCUUUGACCAUUUGUUCAUCACCCAAACCCUACUUUGCCACAUGCAUUAGAGCAGUUCCUCAAACAGAAGUCAAAUUAGGAGUGUUGUGGACUGUUAAUACUGGACAGUCUUAAUAACCUCUAAGUAUUUGAAGUCACUGUGACUUCUACACAUAGUUCAUGUUUGGAGAUUGAUCGGAUUGCUUUUGUUGUGAAAGAGAUUCAAAGCUUGGCAAAAGUCCAAGUGUGAUAUUUUUGGGGCCAGAACCUUACAGAGUUGGCUGAUGGUGGCUGAACCACAAAUACUCAGUUCUCAUAGAAAUCAUCAGAAGCUUUCAUUGUCAGACAUUUCCUAUCCAUCCUCUGCUGAACACUUGUGGGAACGCUAUGAAAGGACUAUUAGUAGCCUUAGUAGGUGUUUUGUCAAUUUAAAAAAAUUGAAUGUUGCCUGAUCAAAUGAAUGGUGAAACAGACCCAGUCACAUUUAAGAGAAACUGGACUCUUGAUUGGCUCGUGUUAGUCCUGCUUGUGUUAACUGAUAUAUCCUGAAAGAAUAGAUGACAGGGCAGUGCAUCCUCAAACAAAAGCAUCAUACCCCUUCCUCUGUCACUGAAUGCUUUUGAGUCAAUAAGAAUCUGUUUUUCUAUAGAUUAUCUUUUAAAUUAAGUUGCAGAUGUUAAAUAAAAACAGACUUGCCUCAGC